AUGGACCUUUCCAUCGCUCCAACGGACGGACGCGAACGCAAUGCAUGCCAGUCAAUUGAUCCCGCUGGCUUCUUUAUUCGACACCCACCUGCCCCUCAUCUCCUCGAUAACUUCAUUACAGGCGAGGAACAUCUCUUCCAAACCAUACACAUGGGCGCUGCGGUGGUUGACGAGGAUGAAUGGCUUCUGAUCAUAGAUGGGCUAGUCGAGCGGCCUUUCGCACUGACUUUCACCCAACUGCGUCAACUCCCAAGACGUUCCGUGACGGCUUUUCACGAAUGUUAUGGCAGCCCUUUGAAGCCGCCAACAGAAGCCGUUUGGCGCAUUGGAAACGUCGUCUGGACGGGAGUCCCAUUGCCAUCUCUAUUGGAGCUGGCGCGGCCAUCACCUGCGGCCACAUUCAUCUGGUCUGAAGGACUUGAUUACGGCACCUUCCACGGCGUUACAGCGGACCGAUAUCAGAAGGACCUUCCGAUGAACAAGGCUCUCAACCAAGAAGUUCUUGUGGCUUACGAGAUGAAUGGUGAGCCAUUGGGCAAGGAGCGAGGCGGGCCUGUGAGACUUGUGGUUCCCGGCUGGUUUGGGACGAACAUGACCAAGUGGCUAUGCCGUUUAUCUCUCCAGGACAGGCGAGCGGAAGGACCUUAUACGACGACGUUCUACAACGAGAUUGAUCCGGCGGACCCGGAAGGCAAGAAGAGAAGACCCGUGUGGAAGGUGGAAGUCAACUCAAUCAUCACGAAACCGGAACCUGGUGCUAUCUUCCGGGGACCGGACGUGCAGAUCGAGGGCUGGGCAUGGUGUUGUGAAGAAGUAGUGGAAGUCUUGGUCAGCGCAGAUGCAGGAAAGUCAUGGAACCUGGCCAGCAUCACUCCAAGGACGGAAUUUGCAUGGCAGAGAUGGGAAGUGUGCUUGAAGCUUCAGGCCGGGGAACACAAAGUGAUGGCCAGAGCGAGGUCUGUGUCAGAACAACAGCCUCUGGGCGGACGAAGGAAUCAUGUCCAUACUGUGGCAAUCCAAGUCAUGCCUUCAUAA
Messenger RNA from Colletotrichum gloeosporioides, 1035 nucleotides. Its product is annotated as Sulfite oxidase. Gene Ontology annotation, cellular component: mitochondrion. The coding region runs from base 1 to 1035 and encodes 344 amino acids. Gene Ontology annotation, molecular function: molybdenum ion binding; oxidoreductase activity. The transcript has a single exon. The record is from RefSeq and is a predicted model, not a curated record. NCBI's taxonomy places the organism in Eukaryota, Fungi, Ascomycota, Sordariomycetes, Glomerellales, Glomerellaceae.